CGUGAUGCAGUCGAUGAGCCCACCGCGCUAAAACAAAUGGGAGCUGUUAGCUAAGAGAAGUCACCAUGAGUUUAUGGGUGGACAAAUACAGGCCCAGGUCUUUCAGCAGUUUGGACUACCAUAAGGAACAAGCCAGCAGACUCAAGAAGCUGGUCCAGAGUAAUGACUUCCCCCAUCUCCUGGUGUACGGGCCCUCGGGAGCAGGGAAGAAGACUCGAAUCAUGUGUCUCCUCAGAGAGCUAUACGGCAGUGGAGCAGAGAAGCUGCGCAUUGAUCACAUGACUUUUACUACGCCCUCUAAAAAGAAGGUGGAGAUAUCUUCGAUUUCUAGUAACUAUCACAUUGAGCUGAACCCAAGUGAUGCAGGGAUCCAUGAUCGAGUGGUGAUACAAGAGCUUCUGAAGGAAACGGCUCAGAGUCAGAGUCUGGAGUCUGUGCAGAAAGAUUUCAAAGUGGUGGUACUGACUGAGGUGGACCAGCUGACAAAGGGUGCACAGCACGCCCUGCGCAGGACCAUGGAGAAGUACAUGGCAACAUGCAGACUGAUUCUCUGCUGCAACUCUACCAGUAAAGUCAUUCCUGCCAUCAAGAGUCGCUGCUUGGGCCUGCGAGUCGCCGCUCCCACCAAUGACCAAUUGUGUGCGGUGUUGCAGCAGACGUGCAAGAGGAGGGACUGAGUCUUCCUCCCGAGUUCGCCAGGAGAAUCGCCGAAAAGUCUUCGCGAAACACCAGACGUGCUCUACUGCUGUGUGAAGCAUGCAGAGUCCAGCAGUAUCCGUUCUCAGAGGACCAGGCCAUCCCCGACUGUGACUGGGAGGUGUUCCUGAGAGAGACUGCCGCCAUGAUCGUGGAACAGCAGUCACCUCAGAGGCUAUUGGAAGUACGUUCUAGGAUCUAUGAACUGAUAACUCACUGCAUUCCUCCUGUUAUCAUCAUGAAGGGGUUGCUGUCAGAGCUGGUGGUCAACUGUGACGGAGAGCUAAAGGCCGAGGUAACUCAGAUGGCGGCUUACUACGAGCACCGGCUCCAGCUGGGCAGUAAACCAAUCUUCCACAUCGAGGCCUUUAUUGCCAAGUUCAUGAGCAUUUACAAGAGAUUCCUUGAGGAGGGGCUAGCAUGCCUCCUAUAACUGUGCCAUCUUUGAGAUAUAUACUCUGUGCGUUGGUGGUAAAAUACAAUGUAUAUUCUGUGUGCACAUUAAGGACUCUGGAAUAUCCAAUAUAGCAUGUAAUUUUCUGUUUGGAUAUAUGUGUACAGGAAAACAACGUAGUGGGAAGCUUGAUAGAG
Molecule: messenger RNA, 1287 nt
Organism: Geodia barretti
Lineage: Eukaryota; Metazoa; Porifera; Demospongiae; Tetractinellida; Geodiidae
Source: the annotation of a GenBank genome assembly